UGUAAUUAUAAUAAAUAAAUAUUUUGUAUUGACGUAUUUAUUUAUAAUUAAUUACAUAGAGGAAGUGAGGUAAGAACGGCGGAAGAAAGAGAUGUUGUUCCAGGUGGGGGGCCAAGGGAGCCGCCCGACUUUCUUCGAGAUGGCGGCGGCUCAGCAGCUUCCGGCGAGUCUCCGCGGCGCUCUGACGUACUCGAUCGGCGUCUUGGCCUUGCGGAGACCAUUCCUUCACAAACUCUUAGACUUGGAAGACGAAUCCUUCGCCUUACUCAUGCUCGUCCUCGAAUCCCACACCUUACGAACCACAGAUGCUUCCUUUUCCGAAUCUCUCUACGGCCUCCGGAGAAGACCGGCCAAUAUCGCCGCCAAUUUACGGAGGCGCCAGAAACUUCUUUCCGUUGUUUUUUUGGUUGUGCUGCCGUAUUUCAAGUCUAAGUUGCAUUCAAUCUACAACAGAGAGAGGGAAGCGAGGCUUCAAGCCACUCUAUGGGGAGAUGAAAGCCAAGGGUACGAUGAUGGACGAGGAGGUUUCCAACAAGAUUAUUCUCCAUCUUCCGGUGCCGGUGCCUCCGUCACGACGCGCUUAGCAAAGAGAGCGCAGAGAUUUGUAGGGAUUUGCUACCCGUGGUUACAUGCUAGUACUGAGGGCUUGCAAUUUGCUUACCAGAUGUUAUACCUGUUGGAUGCUACUGGAUACUACUCACUUGCACUUCACGUUCUUGGGAUUCAUGUCUGCCGCGCUACCGGCCAAGAACUGAUGGAUACCUCUUCUAGAAUUUCAAAGAUGCGUAACCGUGAACGGGAGAGACUUCGUGGUCCUCAAUGGUUGAAGACAUUGCAAGGAGCAUUGCUCAGCUGUACGUACACUGUACUUGACUAUGCACAAACCGGCUUGAUUGCAGCAGUGUUCUUCUUUAAAAUGAUGGAAUGGUGGUACCAGUCUGCUGAGGAGAGAAUGUCAGCUCCAACAGUAUAUCCUCCGCCCCCUCCUCCUCCACCACCAAAGGUAGCGAAAGAAGGGAUACCACUACCACCAGACAGAACAAAUUGCCCCUUGUGCUCCCAGAAGCGUGUAAAUCCAUCUGUGGUUACAGUUUCGGGGUUUGUCUUCUGCUACGCUUGCAUAUUUAAGUAUAUUACUCAGUAUAAGCGCUGCCCAAUUACGUUAAUGCCUGCAACAGUUGAUCAGAUAAGGAGACUCUUCCAUGAUGUCUAGGACCUAGUUAGAGUAUAAUUACAGUUAUCUGGAGUACAUGGGCAAAAAGAUUCCCAAUUAUUGUUGUACUAAUGUAUAUAUAUUAUGAAAGAGGUUCACCAAAGAUUCCCAAUCAUUUUGUUAUUUUCCUUA
Molecule: messenger RNA, 1345 nt
Organism: Cajanus cajan (pigeon pea)
Lineage: Eukaryota; Viridiplantae; Streptophyta; Magnoliopsida; Fabales; Fabaceae
Source: RefSeq, a predicted model, not a curated record